UUCCGAACCCCUGGUCUUCGGAAAAGAACGUUCAAUGUAUAUUACCAAUGGUUCAUAAACGUGACUGUGUACUAUGGGCUCACGUUAAAUAUGGGUAGCUUACCUGGGGACGUUUAUCUCAACUUUUUCCUGUCUGGUCUUGGAGAGAUACCAGGAACAUUUCUCGUGCUGCUAACCCUUGAUAGGUUUGGUAGGAAACGCCCUCUGGCAGUUGUAGAGUUACUCGCUGGGUUGUGUUUAUUGGGAUGUUUACCUGUCAUUUACAGAUCUGAUUUACGUGCUGUUCGAACUGCGUUAGCACUUAUAGGUAGAGUUUUAAUAUCCGCUUCAUUUGGUAUGGUUUAUAUGUUCACUGCGGAGUUAUACCCAACUGUCUGUAGAAACGUAGCAAUAGGGUCUGCAUCAACACUCGGAAGGAUAGGCGCAGUAUUAGCCCCACAGUUGUCACUUUUGGAUAAAUAUUGGGCAGGAGUGUCAACACUUGUGUUUGGGGUCAUGGCAAUUUUGGCAGCUCUCCUAGUGCUCCUUCUUCCUGAUACUUUGGACACAGCUCUCCCAGAAAGUAUUAAAGAGAGUGAACACUUUGGGAAAAAGAAACAAGUGGAGCAUGAACUGCAGGAUUUUAAAUCAAACACAGAUUCAUGUGACUAUGACACAGACAAAGAUAAACCGGAAAUGGAAAAGUUCAUAUCUACAGCAUGAUGAAGCUUGCGCCAUUGCAUUGGUCUUUAAUAUUGGAUACUCACAUUUUCGGACACUCUGUAUUGCAUAUAAUUACUUAGAAGAGUGUAGUCUAAAGAGUGAUACCAGGCUGAUACCAAUUUCAACUCCAGAACAUGACAUCGCCAAUCGAGGCACACAAUGUUGUCAGAAAAUAACCAAAAUUGUGACAUAUUUCUCUUUU
Messenger RNA from Owenia fusiformis, 904 nucleotides. The record is from the annotation of a GenBank genome assembly. NCBI's taxonomy places the organism in Eukaryota, Metazoa, Annelida, Polychaeta, Sabellida, Oweniidae.